Labrus mixtus (cuckoo wrasse) is the source of this 5354-nucleotide messenger RNA. RefSeq names its product MAP/microtubule affinity-regulating kinase 2b (gene mark2b). Gene Ontology annotation, molecular function: ATP binding; tau-protein kinase activity; protein serine/threonine kinase activity. NCBI's taxonomy places the organism in Eukaryota, Metazoa, Chordata, Actinopteri, Labriformes, Labridae. The coding region runs from base 287 to 2545 and encodes 752 amino acids. Gene Ontology annotation, biological process: intracellular signal transduction; microtubule cytoskeleton organization; protein phosphorylation. Gene Ontology annotation, cellular component: cytoplasm. The record is from RefSeq and is a predicted model, not a curated record. The transcript has 20 exons.
CUAAACAACAAAUUCGCCUUUUACAUGCUUGUUGACAAACAUGGGACGUGCGGCUGCUGCUAGCUUAGUUUCCAGCUAGCUGGCUAACUCCGCUAGCCGCUGAUGUGGGGAUUCAACUUGUUGAUUCACGGGCUCUCCUGCUAGCUGGCUAGCACUUGGCAUUUGUUGUGUCAUCAUCUAGAUCAGAUUUUUAAAUGCACAAAAGACACUGAAGAAUCGUCAUAUUCACACCGUCCCUUCCCCCCCCCUCCUUUAUUUGGAAACUUGAACUUUUUUGUUUUCUAAAAUGUCAACAAGGAUCCCUCUGGUGCAAGUCAUAGAGAAUUCAACCGGGCAGGAGUCUAAAUCAUCGCGCUCCAGCAUGCCGCGAUGUCGGAACUCCGUUGCUACGACCACAACAGACGACCAGCCGCACAUUGGUAACUAUCGGUUGCUAAAAACCAUCGGCAAAGGCAACUUCGCCAAGGUCAAACUGGCACGACACGUCCUGACCGGGAAAGAGGUUGCUGUAAAGAUCAUUGAUAAGACGCAGCUCAACUCCUCCAGUUUGCAGAAGCUCUUCCGGGAAGUGAGAAUCAUGAAGAUGUUGAACCAUCCCAACAUAGUCAAGCUCUUUGAGGUGAUAGAGACAGAGAAGACUUUGUACCUGGUAAUGGAGUACGCCAGUGGAGGAGAAGUCUUUGAUUACUUGGUGGCCCACGGCAGGAUGAAGGAGAAAGAAGCUCGUGCCAAAUUCAGACAGAUUGUGUCAGCGGUGCAGUAUUGCCAUCAGAAGUGUAUAGUACACAGAGACCUCAAGGCGGAGAACCUGCUGCUGGAUGCCGACAUGAACAUCAAGAUAGCAGACUUUGGCUUCAGUAAUGAGUUCACUCUUGGGAACAAGCUGGACACAUUCUGUGGCUCCCCACCCUACGCUGCCCCCGAGCUCUUCCAGGGCAAGAAGUAUGACGGGCCCGAGGUGGACGUCUGGAGCCUGGGGGUGAUCCUUUACACACUGGUCAGCGGCUCGCUGCCCUUCGACGGACAGAACCUUAAGGAGCUGAGAGAGCGCGUGCUGCGUGGUAAAUACAGGAUCCCUUUCUAUAUGUCUACGGACUGUGAGAACCUGCUCAAGAAGUUCCUCAUCCUGAACCCCUCUAAAAGAGGCAGCCUCGAGCAGCAGAUAAUGAGGGACCGUUGGAUGAAUGUGGGCUACGAUGAGGAGGAACUCAAACCGUACAUCGAACCCAUGCCAGAUUAUAAGGACCCAAGGAGGACAGACAUCAUGUUACAGAUGGGAUUCUCUCAGGAGGAGAUCCAGGACUCGCUGGUGAACCAGAAGUACAAUGAUGUGAUGGCUGCAUAUCUGCUACUGGACUAUAGGAACCAUGAGCUGGAGGAGAGCGGCAUCAAGCCCCGGCCAGGAAGUGAUGUAAGCAACAUAAACGCCCCCUCCCCGCCUCAUAAGGUACAACGCAGUGUGUCGUCCAACCAGAAGCCUACGAACCGCAGAGGCACAGAUCAGGGAUCCUCUUACUCUAAAAGGGGGGGUCAAGCAGACAACAGGACCGCAGCGGAGGAUUCCGGGAGGAAAAGUUCAUCGAGCAGCUCCACUACCAAGGUGCCGGCAAGCCCACUGGUCUCCUGUGACCGCAAGAAGAGCGCCACGCCUUCCACCAAUAGCAUCCUGUCCACCGGUACAGGUCGCAGUCGGAACUCUCCUUUGACCGAGAGAGCCACGUUGGGACAGGGCAUCCAGAACGGCAAGGACAGUGCCCCAACUCAGCGGCCUCCCGGUGCAUCUCCAUCUGCCCAUAACAUAAGCAGCGCUGCCGUGACAGACCGUCCCAACUUCUCCCGGGGGGUGGGCAUCCGCAGCACAUUCCACGCAGGCCAGCAGCGGGGUGCCCGAGACCAGCAGGGCUCCGCCUAUCCCGGCGGGCCCGCAUCCCCAUCACUGUCCCACGGCAACAGCCAGGCCAGGAGGACACAAGGCGCUACAGGGAUUUUCAGCAAGUUCACAUCCAAGUUUGUACGAAGAAAUCUCUCGUUCAGGUUUCCGAGAAGGAGUCCGUAUGAGGGAGAGGGUCGGGAUGAGGGGAGCAGGUCUAUGCUGAGCAGCACAGUGGACAAGUCGGAGAAGACUUCAGGUGGUGUUCUCUCCUCCUCCUCCAACAACGAUGAGAACAACUCUUCACCAGGAUCUGGUAACACUGGUGGAACCGGCAGCCCUCCAGCCAUCACCAGCCAAAAGGACUCGGCCAAGCCGCGCUCGCUCCGCUUCACCUGGUCAAUGAAGACCACGUCGUCCAUGGAGCCCAUGGAGAUGAUGCGCGAGAUCCGCAAGGUGCUCGACUCCAACAGCUGCGAGUACGAGCUGCGCGAGCGCUACAUGCUGCUGUGCGUGUCGGGCAACCCGGCGCGCGACGACUUCGUCCAGUGGGAGAUGGAGGUUUGCAAGCUGCCUCGGCUCUCCCUCAACGGCGUGCGCUUCAAGCGGAUCUCAGGCACAUCCAUCGCCUUCAAGAACAUUGCCUCAAAGAUUGCCAACGAGCUCAAACUGUGAGUGCAGAGGAGCAGCGAGGAGGGAUGAGAUGAAAGGGUGGAGGUGGGAGGGUGAACAGGGUGAAAGCUAGAGAUGAUGCUGUGAGCAGGGUGAGGGCACUAUGGAGGUUAAGCUGAAGAGUGGGGUCACUUUAAAUAACAUGAUUGUUAUCGGGACAAAGGUCUGAAGUAGGGCUAUUGGUUCUCUUGAGAGUAGAAAAUGUUUCCUUUCUAGAAGUUCUGUUCGUUCAGUUCCCGAGGCCCUGCAGUAAGAAACUCUGAGUUGAUUUCCUCUGAGUUGUGAAGGACUUGUAGACCGAGAUCUUCUCUCUUCCCUGCCGGGUUUCUUUUUCAUGUUCUACUUAGACGUUCCACACUUCUGCAUGUCUGAUCUCCGUUUUUAGAAGUCACCCUUUUAUCACUUUGACCACUCCUCGUCACUACUUCCUGCUAUUUAUUCUUUUUUUUUUUUUUCUGCACGGAUCUGCUGCCAGAUCUUUUCUGGUAGGAGGGAAACCAGGUUAAAGGUGGGGUGGGUUGGUUGGUUGGUUGGUUGGUUGGUUGGAUGGAGGACAAGGAGAGGAAUUGCUGGAGGAAAACAAAAAGUCUUUCUGUGUUUCUCUGAAUCUCUAAUAAGUGCUGAUGAGGGGGAGGAAAGUUUGGAGCCUUAUUUUGCUGGAAAACUCGAAAAAAAAAGAGUUUAGAUUGAAUUUGUUCUCGUUCCCCUCCAAAACGGAAUGGACUCCCAACUGAGCCAGGACUUUGGUUGCUGAAGCCUACUGUCUCACAUAGACACAGACACACACACACACACACACACACACACACACACACACACACACUCUCACAAAUGGACUUUGGAUGGAUGAACUCUGCUGACUGUUGGUUAACGGACACCCGCCUCCCCCAACCUCCCCCUCCCGCCCGGAAACAAACUUUUUAAAGAUCCACCAACCUCCUCACACACACACACACACACACACACACACACACACACACACACACUCAUAAAAAAAAACACUUCACCACCCCCUCUCCCGUCUUAUUUCCAAGUGAACUCAGCACAAACACAUCCACCUGUUCACCUUUUCACUCCCUGUUUUUUUUCUUUAUUUCUCUCAUGCCAUCAAGUCGGAGGAAGCCAGUCAGACUUGAUGCCGCCAUUGAUUGUACAGGCUUCAACUUUAAUGAAGUCCGUACUUGAUUUUUUUUCUUUCCCUUCGUCUUUUAUGGCUUUUAAAGAGUUGUGCACUGGAAAAGAGGGCAUACGAGGAAACUGGGGAGGGAGGGAGGGACGGUGUAUUGACAGGUUUGAUCCAGGAUGUUAUGUUGCCUUUCUUUAUGGAGUCAAAUUGGGUUUUUUUUUUUGUUUUUGUUGCAUACGUCAGCACAUAAAUGCUCAAAUGAUUUAUUUGUACUAUUUUUGUUUAUCUUUUUUUUUUUUUUUUUGCUUCAGUUGGCAUCAUGCCUUCAUACCCAGAAUGUCAACACUGAACCCACUCAUGUUGUUGUUGUUGUUUUUUUUUCUCCCCUAAUCCCCUCUUUGCUACACGUGUUCCCAAAGAGCAAACUCACAAACAAAGGUGUCUUUGGAGUCUGUGACAAACAGUAAGUGUGUGUGAGUGUAUUUUAAAAAAAAAAAUCACUGGAAAACAAAAAAAGAGAGAGAGAGAAAAAAAAAAAAGAAAAACGAUCGACAAAGGACGACAACGAAUGGUGAAUUAUUUUCUUCUUCUACUUUUGAUUUGAUAAUAUAUUUUUGUGUCGUUGAGAAUUUUUUUUUGGGCUUGUACAGAUUUGGAUUUGUUUCAGGGCAGAGGGAUCACGAUGGAUCAUAUCAUUGCUGCCUUUUCGGUGUAGUGCACCUUUAACACACACACACACACACACACACACACACACACACACACACACACACACACACACACACACACACACACACACACACACACAGUUCAUCUUCUAGUUCAUCAAACUAAACACCAACCCCCCCCCCCCCCCCCCCCCCCCAGUUGCUGACUGGCAAUAUCGAUGUAUUUUAUGAUGGUGAUGAUGACGGCAGCUUGCUUGUUCAUCCUUGGCAAAAAAAAACAACAAAAAAAAGAUUUUUACUUUGUUUUUUAUUAGUUUUUUUUUUUUAAAGGCCUUAUCAGUCGAAAAGGCUUGAAGCGGAGAGAGAAGUGAAGGCUUUACGUCGGAACGUUGCUCAUGUCUGCGCACAUUUUCUCAUUUAAAACCACAGAACACAAGACGCCACUUCUCUUGUCUCUCGCUGCGUUAAUGCUCUCGGUCGUUGAAGCAGAAGAAAACACACACACACACACUCUCGGGGGUUUUGAAAAAAAAAAGGGGGGGGGGGUGAUGGGGACAACGCUUGGUCCCUUCAGCUGGUUGUACCUAACUUAACACUUUUCUUUCUCUCACAAUGACACACUGUCGUUUUAUUAUUUCUUUCCGUUUUUGAAAUGUCCGAUCUUUCUUUCAAAGUUGAUCAUUGUAUUAAGGUGCUGGGUAUUGGAUUCUAAUUAUUACUCUGGCUGUUGCUGUUAUAUUAUCUCUUUCAGGGUUGAUUUAAUUUGACAUUAUUUCGUUUUACAUUGCUGUAAUUUACAUUGAUUUUAAAUGUGUUUUGAGCAAACUGUAACUGUAGUGGUGGGUUUGGGGUUGGGAGGGCUGAUCAGCUCCUGAAAAAUGUAUUAUUUGUUUGUUUUUUUGUGUAAAGACAAAAUGAUGAAAAAUUACAAUGAUAGUAAUAAAAACAAUGAUAUAAUGAUAGUGUGCCUCUGUAACCUGUCGUGUGGAAAGCAAGAUAAAGGUGAAAUAAUCCUGGC